Molecule: messenger RNA, 1320 nt
Organism: Vanderwaltozyma polyspora DSM 70294
Lineage: Eukaryota; Fungi; Ascomycota; Saccharomycetes; Saccharomycetales; Saccharomycetaceae
Gene: PKP1
Product: protein kinase PKP1
Exons: 1
Coding region: 1-1320 (439 amino acids)
Biological process (GO): protein phosphorylation; regulation of glucose metabolic process
Cellular component (GO): mitochondrion
Molecular function (GO): pyruvate dehydrogenase (acetyl-transferring) kinase activity
Source: RefSeq, a predicted model, not a curated record
AUGUUAUUGGCGAUGAGGUCAAAUUUUUUAAUUCAUAGACAACUGCUGAAAUCUUGUUGUAAUAGAAAAUUCGAAUUUAAGUUUCAAUCGCAGUUUCUACGGUUUUAUAGUGGUAAUAAUAGUUUGAAUAAUGAUGACUCAAAUUUAAUGAAGGGCAAUUUAGGUUCGAAUUCAAGUGGUAAAAGUUUAGACGAUUUAGAUUUCAAGAAACACCAUAAGAUACGAUCGCAAAUCGAACUUUUGAUUCAGGAUUAUGCAAAGAAACCAAUUCCCAAACUGACUUAUCAGUUAUUAACAGAAUAUAAGCCACCAUUAACUGAUAAUGAUAAUUUUAUGUUAAGUAUAAAAACAAUUAAUUUAUUGUUGUCUUAUACUUGUAGAAGGCUCAAUGCUUUGCAACAAUUGCCAUAUAUCGCUGUUUUAAAUCCUAAUAUCGAAAUUAGCAACUCUUUAUAUUUGAAGACUUUACAGUCAUUAUUAUCAAUAGAAUAUCCGUAUGGUCUACAUAAUAAAGAAAACAUGGUAAAAUUAUUAAGUGGUUUCUUAGAUGAUCACCAGGAUACUUUAGAAACUUUAUCCCGUGGAUUACAAGAAAUUAUUGAGUUUUAUCCCAAGGAGAAAACGUUUAAAUUUUUAAAUGAACAUUUAAGGGACAGAAUAUCAAUGAAGUUAUUAGCGACCCAUUAUUUAGCAUUAGUGGAUCAAACCAAAAAGAUCGAAAAUGAGAAUCUAAAAGAUUUCAAAAUGGUUGGUAUCUUACAUAAGGAAUUAAAAAUCUCGGAAUUAGUUAAACAAGUGACAGAAUAUGUCGGCGAUUUAACCUUUGUCAAUUAUGACAGAAUCGUACCUGUAAAGAUAGUCCAAGGUGAAGAUAUUACAUUCCCAUGUAUACCGACAAACUUGGAAUAUAUUUUAACAGAAGUGAUUAAAAAUUCUAGUAGAGCACAUAUUGAAACUAGUACUCCAGAUAAUGACUUGGCAGAGAAACCAAUUGAAAUUGCAAUCUUCCGUCACGAUUACGAUAAUGAACUAGAAAUUAGAAUUAGAGAUUUUGGUGGUGGUAUAGCACCACAAGUUGAAGCUAAUAUGUUUGAUUACUCUUACAGCACCGUUGAAGAGAGUAAAAAAGAUAAUGGUGUAGAGGCAUGCAUGAUUCCUGGAGAAGUUAUAAACAAUGUAUGCGGUAUGGGAUUUGGACUUCCAUUAUGUAGAGCAUAUAUGGAGUUAUUUGAAGGAAGAUUAGACAUACAGAGUUUAUAUGGCUGGGGUACCGAUGUGUACCUUAAGCUAUUAGGGCCUACGGAGAACGAAUUAAAAUAA